UUCACCGAGUUGCAGCAGGAGAUGGAGAAAGCUCGGGAGUUCAUGAGCAGCUUCGAGCAGCUCCUGAGCAGCCACGGAGCCAUGGCCAUGGAGCGAGCCCCGAGCACCAGCACAGCCCUGACCCAGGGGUCCGGCGAUGGCUUCUCCGUCUGCCAGGACGUGAAGAACUUCACUCCCGAGCAGCUGUCAGUGAAGGUGGUGGGCAGGAAGGUGGUGCUGGUGGGGCAGAAGGAGACGCAGAGCACGGACGAGAAGGGCUCCUUCUCCUACAAGUACGAGGUGCUGAAGCGGGAGUGGGGCGUGAGGCUGGCGCUGCCAGCCGCCCCGGAGAGGAACGUGCCCAUCCAGGUCAGCCCUGCUGCCUCGCAGCCAGGACCAGCCUCCGAGGACGGAGCCACCAGCAAAGCCCAGGUGUAAGAGGAAGGGAGCCACAGCCCGUGGCAGGACCCGAGCAGAGAGCAUCAAGUCCUGGGUUUCAGCCCAGAUGAGCUCCAUCAGCAACGAUGUCAGUUUUUUCACUCUACUGGAAUGCUUUUGUAUCCAAUAAAAAUCCUU
Molecule: messenger RNA, 555 nt
Organism: Eurypyga helias (sunbittern)
Lineage: Eukaryota; Metazoa; Chordata; Aves; Eurypygiformes; Eurypygidae
Product: heat shock protein 30C-like
Exons: 2
Source: RefSeq, a predicted model, not a curated record